Messenger RNA from Neodiprion virginianus, 2999 nucleotides. Its product is annotated as agrin. Bases 248 to 1753 code for a protein of 501 amino acids. Gene Ontology annotation, molecular function: protein binding. NCBI's taxonomy places the organism in Eukaryota, Metazoa, Arthropoda, Insecta, Hymenoptera, Diprionidae. The transcript is spliced from 9 exons. The record is from RefSeq and is a predicted model, not a curated record.
UCGUUCGCGGACCUCGACACACAGCUGAGGUCGAAGAGGGCAUCAAUCCCUCCCUGUUGCCUCUUGCUCUUUCUCUGUCCGUCUCUUCUCUUCACAGUGUCACUAUCUCCCUCGCUCACUAGCUCGUUUCGCACCAGAGCCCGCGGAGUUCCAAGUGUGCUGUUGGUUUUUUUUUUUGCUCGUUUUUUCUUCCUCUCCCCGUCUCGUCACCUGGACCAAACCCCAAACCCAUCGAGGACCAAACGUCAUGCGGUUCCAGUACAUCGUCGGGGCAUUCCUGCUGCUCUUCUGCUGUUUACAUGAUUACGUAGCGGAAGGUGCGACGAAUUGUCCCAGAAUAUGUCCGCCGAGCGGAGAACCGGUAUGUGGAAGCGACGAUGUCAUUUAUGCCUCCCAGUGCGACAUGCGGAAAAAAAUGUGCGGCAAAGGGGUGACCGUUUCCAAGGAGAAAUCAGCCUGUCUGAGGUCUUCCGGUAGCAAAUGCGAGCAUCGUUGUCCGGGCGAUUCGGACGCAGUUUGCGGCACCGACGGGCGUACCUACUUGAACAAGUGCAUGUUGCGGGUCGAGAUAUGCAGAGUUGGGAUCGAGCUUUCGCACUUGGGUCCAUGCAACAACAUCUCGGCACACAGGGAGAAUUGCCCAGUAUCCUGUGACCUGGCGCCACUGGACGGGCCGAUUUGCGGCAGCGAUGGAAACGUCUACAAGUCUACGUGCCAGAUGAAACUCCUCACCUGCGGACAAGGUGUCGUGCGAACGAACAAAAAACACUGUCAAACUACACGGCACUGUAGAGAAUCCUGCUGGAGAGGUGCCAAACCAGCUUGUGGAAGCGACGGAAUUCUCUACUCGAACACUUGCAAAAUGCGGGCGAAAAAUUGCGGCAAGCACGUGUUCGAGGUGCCAAUGUCAUUCUGUGUGUCUCGGGAACGGACAGCCGGUGGAAAUUUGCCCACAACGUGCCCGUUGGACUGCAAUAACGAACCGGAAACACCCGUCUGCGGAUCGGACGGAGGCAUAUAUCGGAAUGAAUGCGAGAUGCAGAUGCUGAAUUGCGGACAAUCUAGAAGAAAGGUGACCAAGGCUGACUUCGAGAAGUGUCGACCACGGUUAAACAAGUGUAUGAAACAACAGCAGAGGUGCGUCGAUGAGGAUGACCCAGUUUGCGGCAGUGACGCCAAUACAUAUCCAAACCAGUGUCGACUCAACGUCGCGAUUUGCCUGAAAGGAAUCCAGCUGGCUCACGUCGGACAGUGCACAGCCUUGAAGGAAGUGGAAAAUUGCCCGGAAGACUGCAGCGAAGUUGUAGAGGAGCCCGUUUGUGGAAGCGACGGCAAUGUUUAUAGAUCAACGUGCCAUUUGCGGCGAGACACUUGCGGUCAACGUGUCGUUCCAGUCCCUGCUCAACACUGCCCCACAACGGCGCUGUGCAAUCAAGUUUGCGAAGGAGACCGGCAAUUCGUGUGCGGCUCGGACAACAAGCUUUACAGGAACGAGUGUGAGAUGAAACGGGAUAAUUGCGGGAAGCACGUCUACGUCGUGCCGAUGAAACGGUGCCUUCAAGGAUUUUCUUUUCGUGGAUGCCAAAAAAUCUGCCCCCCUUACUACGAUCCUGUCUGCGGCACUGACGGCAUGACCUACAGCAACGAGUGCUUCCUAGAGAUUGAAAAUUGCCGCAGUCGAAGUCUCGUCACGAAAAAGUACCACGGUGUAUGCGGCCAGCCCACCGAGGAGCCAAAAAAUUAUCUGUACUAGGACUUACACUUGAGGAGCCCGUGAGAGGAACUCGAACGCGAUUCGCCGUUAGAUGGGAUGAAUUUCUACAUGCCGAUAUAACCGCGAAUUAUCAAUCUGCGCAACGCGCAUAGAAUGCAAACUGUGUUUUCUGCCGGAUGUAUUCGUAACGUCGUAAGAUAAUUAAGUGAUAUUGGAUGUGUUACUGGAAUCAGGGGACAGAACCAUCGCGCUUGCCUGUCGAAUAAUCAACACCAUUCUUGUCGGUGUAUUAAAUAUGUUUUUAGUAAGUUCAAUUGUUAUAUGUGGAUACGACAGGUUUCCCGCAGGAGUGAUUACUAUAUGACACGUGGGUAAGCGUAUGCCGACAAUUGAGGAAAGAUAAUGAAAUUUACGAGUUUAUCAAAUCUUUUCGGCGCAGUUAGCAUAUCUUUAAUCAAUGCUGGCUGGUUGAACUUUCUUUUUUUAUAUCGACAAUUAAUUUUCGAAUAUUUCGCUUAUUUCAAUCUGCUAGAGCACUUCGGGACCGUUCAGAAAUACCUGAUAAAUGUGUUGAUUUUGCGAAAUUGUUGAAAAUUGAGAUAAGUUUACAUUGGAGCUAAUAUUUUUCCUUAAAGCUUCAAUUCGAUAGAAAAUCAGCUCAGGCAUUAUGCUUGGAAAAAUAUAAGAAAGCGCACGAAACUCAUAUUUUUAUAACGCAUUAUACACCCCUGUACUAAUUAUACUUUCAAACGCUUUCACCCACGGCAACGCGACGUGCCAAGAAUGAGCGUAAAUCCCAUCAAAUAGUAGAGGGUAUACCUAUAAAGCGUCGAUUCAUUACACAUAGGUAGGUAUACACCAAUGUAUACACAUAUCAAAGGUAAAUGAUAUUUUUCGUAAAUAUAUUAGCACGACUCUAUUGUUAUUUAUUGUAGUAUAAAUAAGGUACUGAAUACUAGGACAUAAACCAUUAUAAGUUUAUAAUAUCAAAUAAUCCCUAUACUAUUUUUGAUAUCAUCAUAUAUUCGCGCCCUACUAUCAUGUAAUGUUAUAAUAUACUAUAUAAUACUGAAAGUAAGGCAGAACGUUGAUUAAAAUUCUUCUGAUCGUUAAUAUACAUUAUACUAUACCAUAUUAUGUGAUGUGUGUUAUAUUAUAUGGUUUUUUUUUCUAUUUAUUAUUGAAUACGUGAGAACUCUUAUUGUAUCAAGAUUAUAAUAUUGAGGACAGUUAUAAUUUACAAUAAAUACAUUGUAGCAUAAUCUUACAAUUCACUCAAUUAAAU